This is a messenger RNA of Pochonia chlamydosporia 170, 1818 nucleotides long. RefSeq names its product mitochondrial protein Fmp25. Bases 1 to 1818 code for a protein of 605 amino acids. Gene Ontology annotation, cellular component: mitochondrial inner membrane. Gene Ontology annotation, biological process: mitochondrial respiratory chain complex III assembly. The record is from RefSeq and is a predicted model, not a curated record. The transcript has a single exon. NCBI's taxonomy places the organism in Eukaryota, Fungi, Ascomycota, Sordariomycetes, Hypocreales, Clavicipitaceae.
AUGAAUUCUUCAAGGGUGGCUCUCAGACGGGUCGGUCGCUUGCCGUGGCCAACGCAGCAGCAGUCCGUCACAAUCCGACGCCAAUGGGUGCGUUUCAACAGUGAGAGCCCACAGGAACGGGCACGUCAGCAAGGUGGGAAUGCAUUCAAGCAAGCCGCUGUUUAUGCUGGUGUCUUUGGGCUUGCCGCCGCCGGAGCCUACUAUUAUCCCAAGAUCAAGGACGGGCUGUCAUCUCAGGAGGAAAGCACAGAACCCGCCAAAGCCCAGCCCAAGUUUGAGAAGUCUCGCAAACAGCCUGUAUCCAAGGAGGACAACCGAGACAUUAUCAGCUCUCAGCAUUUGCAGGUUAAGAACAGCUGGGAGCACCCUGGAGUAUACGCUUGGGGAUCAAACAGCGGCAAAGUCAUCGACCCCAACUCUGACGACAAGUACAUCAAGCUCCCUCGACGAAUCUCCUUUUUCAACGACCAGAUUCUGAGAGAUCUGAAGCUCACUCAAACCUUUGGUGCUGCUGUUGAUGAGAAGGGCGACUUAAUUCAAUGGGGCCUUGGGUUUUCGACUGCCGACCCCAAGCCAGUGACUACGUUGAAGGGCAAAGACCUUGCCAAGAUUGAGGUGUCAGCUGACCGCAUCAUUGCCCUUUCUCGAAGAGGUGAUGUGUAUUCUCUCCCAUCGUCCAGGGACGAUCAGGAAGGCGGCGUCAAAGAGGCUCAGCUAAAGAGCUCGUGGUCUUUGUGGAGCUCAAGUGGUAAGGAGGCGAUCAACUUUCGUAACCUGACUCCAAGCGGGUUGAGCUGGGGCGAGAAGGUUACCGACAUCAGCAGUGGUCUUGAGCACUGCCUUAUUUUAACGUCAAAAGGGCGUGUCUUCAGUGCCGCGUCGAGCGCCUUGGCGUACCCGUCCAAGGGCCAGAUGGGAAUUGCUGGCUUGACAUGGGAGACACGGCCUAAGGGGCCAUAUGAUCAGCCUCAGGAACUCUCAUCCCUUCAGGGCUUUGAAGCAACAGGCAUCGCCACAGGCGACUACCACUCAGUGAUUUUGGACAAGCUUGGCAGGGUCUUCUCUUUUGGCGACAACACGUUUGGCCAGCUCGGAUUCCAACUCGACUCGGGGCUGCCAUAUGCCACUACCCCAUCCAUGGUUUCUGUCGACAAACUGUAUGCGGCCUCAGGAAUGGUAGCAAAAGUGACAUCCAUCAGGGCAGGCGGAACAAACACGUUUUUCACAGUUGAUGCUGAUGCGCCAACUACGGCGAGCGAGUCUCGAAGCAUGGCUCCGGCUAAGCGGAUGCCACGAACGGUAUCUGACUUGUGGGUAUGCGGCCAAGGUGUUUCUGGCACAUUGGGAACAGGCAAGUGGACGCAUGUCUCUACGGGACCAACAAAGGUCAAGGCGCUGUCGUCACUUUUCGAGUUUGACGAGAAUACAAACAAAAACAUGCCGAUCAAGUUGAAGGCGCUCAGCAUUGGAAGCACGCACUGCGCCGCGGUGAUGGAUAAUGUGACGAAAACGAACACGUCAAACAGAGGGUCUGAAAACGAGACGAACUGGGGUGCAGAUGUCUUGUUCUGGGGCGGCAAUGAAUACUACCAGCUGGGGACUGGGAAGAGGACUAACAUGAACGUGCCUACUUAUAUCGGCCCGCUGGACGGUGGCGAAGGUGACGCGAGCAAGGGGAGAAAGGGGGAGGUGCACCGGCUCUGCUUGACUCCAAAGCAGACGGUUCGUAUUGGUGAGGGUGGAAAGGGUCGCAAGGUGACGCUUGAGCAAAAGGUGGAAUGCGGCCGGCUGGUUACUGGUGUGUACUCGGCUGUAUGA